This is a messenger RNA of Aethina tumida (small hive beetle), 2166 nucleotides long. RefSeq names its product endonuclease/exonuclease/phosphatase family domain-containing protein 1-like. NCBI's taxonomy places the organism in Eukaryota, Metazoa, Arthropoda, Insecta, Coleoptera, Nitidulidae. The record is from RefSeq and is a predicted model, not a curated record. The transcript is spliced from 5 exons. Gene Ontology annotation, biological process: DNA repair. Gene Ontology annotation, molecular function: DNA binding. Gene Ontology annotation, cellular component: plasma membrane. The coding region runs from base 285 to 1928 and encodes 547 amino acids.
AACGAAUAUUCAAAAUUUAUGUGCCAUUAAAGGUCAACCAUAAAUUUAAAAUAGUAAAGAUGUGUCAUCAUCGUAUUCCGUGACUUAUACCCAAUUAUCUAUCCGUAUUUUUUAGUGUGUCGCUUCUCAAUCUUAUCAGAAUGAAACAUACUAUCUUACAUUGUCGUCCCAGUCUCAGUGCAAAGUGCGUUACUUAACAAUAAUGUACUCACCUGCCUUAAAUAACCUUGUAAAUGGAUGAAUAAAGGUUAAUUGUAUAGUGUUGUGUGAGUUGAGCAUUUUAUAUGGUGCAGUGCCUCACAAUGGGUCAGAACAGCAGCUUGCCAAAGGGCAGAAAAAAGUCCAUGCGUUCCCUGUUGCGGAAAUCAUCCAUACACAAGUCGCAUCUAAGUCACACAUUCAACAUCAUCGAAUAUGAAAACAAGUUGGACCUGCUGAACAUAAACUUGGCAACCGAAGAAGAACUCAUGACCCUCCCGGGCAUCAGUCGUGAAAUAGCGUCCAACAUUGUGCACCACAGGAAGGAGAUAGGCAGGUUCAGGAAGGUGGAGGAUUUGGCCCUGGUUCGAGGUGUUGGUGCAACUAAAUUGGAGCAAAUUAAACCAGAAAUCUGUGUCUCUACUAAACUAAACCACAGUUGUAAUUCCUCGAGAGCACAAAGUUAUGACAGUUUGAGAAGCAACGACUCCAGACUCACACUCAGGUCAUUGAAGGCAAUCAAUGUGAACAAGGCUACAGUGUUCGAGUUGCAGGGGGUUCAUGGUAUUACACAAGAAAUUGCUGCCAGUAUAAUUGCUUAUAGGUUGAAGAAAGGACCAUUCAAAAAGGUGGAGGACCUGAUAAAGGUGAAGCAGAUGGACCGCGUGCGUCUGGACAACGUGGCCCGCUACCUGACCGUCGACGGCGACGACGCGUCCGACCAGGACGAAGGGACGCGUCCCAGCAUCCUGACCAACGGCUACACGAUGCCGGGCUCACACGCCGGCCUCCACCACAGGACGAACGGCGGCCCGCCUAACAUGCCGAUGGCCAACGGUCUGUCCAUGUCUUCGGCCAUCGACAUAUUCGAGCUGCUGUCCGCCUACUCGCCCCGUCCCAUCAUCGAGGAGGUGUUCAAGUACGGCAGGGAUGGGCAGCCGGCUGUUAGGGUCGCCACCUGGAACCUGCACGGGUUCUCCGACGACAAGGCGGCCAACUUUGGGGUCAAGGAGGUUGUUUGCAGGACAAUCUUGGAGAACGGGUUAUCAAUAAUCGCAAUCCAAGACGUAGUGAACGUAACGGCAUUGAGGUCGAUCUGCGAGGAGCUGAACAAUCCGCGGUUGCGACGGAUAAAGGAAUGGAAAGACAGGAACCACAAUUGGAACUUCUGCAUGCUGGACGUGGAGAAUUCCAAACUGGGGUUCAUCUACGACUCCGACGGAGCAGUUAGUAUUGAGUUGAGUUCCCUCAAUGAGGGUCCGAAGGACACGAACGAGUAUUGUGAGGUCUUAAUUUCGACGUUCAGAGUUGGUCCUAUUGAUUUGCAGCUGGUUAACAUGACGUUAAAUCCGGUGGCUGACGUGCAUCUGAUCAAGAGCAAGUUGAGGGAAUUUAUCACUGAUGACGAAAUGAUGGUUUUGUUCGUUGACUUUUCCAACGUUAAAAAACCCAUAGAUGAUUUCUUCCCAGUGGAAGGCUUGAAAACAGUUUUCCCCUUAAGCACAAACACGACGUUCACGAAUUCGAAACUGGACACGUUACAUCACAGGUCGAAUACGUUGAUUUCGAAGAAAAUGCAGGACCACUUGACCAGCUAUUACGGCGUAAUUAGGCACGGUAUGACCCACUUGGCCAUACCUAACGGUUGGUCGUGGGGUGGUCCAGUGUCGCCGUACUGUCCCACGUGGACCGAAUUCUUUCUUUAUUCCAAUCCAGACACAGCUUUGUGAUAUUUUGUUACAUUAUUUUUGUUUUUGUUUAUUGUUGACUAUUUUACUAUAACACAAACUUGAUACUAUCAACCUUUGGCUGUGCCACUCCCUGGAAUGUUUGUGAUACGACUUUAAAUACAUGUGUAUUGUAUUUAUGAACAAAUUUUAUUUAUACAUUGCAUUUAAACAAAGUAUAUGCUUCAGAAUGAGUUUUAAUAUAUACAAUUUUAAUUUAAUAAAUUUAUUUUUGUUACAA